CUGGUUCCAGUUGGUGAAGUUUGCUGGGCGCUGUAUUGUGGUUUUCAUAACUAGAUCUGAAUAAAGCUUUUCAAAAUGGCAGGAAAAGCAGUGUUAUAUUACUUCAACGGACGAGGCAAAAUGGAGUCUAUACGAUGGCUUUUGGCUGUUGCUGGUGUUGAGUUUGAAGAGGUCCAUAUUACCACUAAGGAACAAUUCCAGAAGCUGGUGGAUGACGGAGCUCUCAUGUUCCAUCAGGUUCCAAUGGUUGAAAUGGAUGGAAUGAAGCUUGUUCAGACAAAGGCUAUUUUGAAUUACAUAGCCGGAAAAUACAAGCUCUAUGGAAAGGAUCUGAAAGAGCGUCUUAUGAUUGAUACAUACGCUGAAGGCGCUGGAGACAUUAUGGUCAUGAUCAUGAUGCUGCCCUUUACACCACCAGACAAAAAACAGAGUCAGCUGGAGAAAAUCGAGUGCAAAGUCAAAGAACGCAGUUUUCCUGCUUUUGAAAAGGCCCUUGCAAGCUCCAAGUACCUUGUGGGAGACCAGCUGAGCUGUGCAGAUGUGCAUCUUCUGGAGACCACUUUGAUGUUGGAGGAGUUAUUUCCCACAAUACUUGCCACUUUUCCUAAAAUCCAAGAAUUCCAAAAAAGGAUGAAGGAAAUUCCAGCAAUCAGCAAAUUCUUGCAGCCUGGUAGUCAGAGAAAGCCUCAGCCAGGUGAAGUGUAUGUCAAAACUGUGAUGAAUGUAUUGAGUCAUCUUUUCCCAUAAUAUAUUAAUGAUCAGUCACAUAUCACUCCUGCAUGUACCUUAUGUACAAUGGUGAUUAUAUAAAGCUUCCUAUUCAUCA
Trichomycterus rosablanca is the source of this 826-nucleotide messenger RNA. It is a transcript of the gene gsta.1, whose product is annotated as glutathione S-transferase, alpha tandem duplicate 1. NCBI's taxonomy places the organism in Eukaryota, Metazoa, Chordata, Actinopteri, Siluriformes, Trichomycteridae. Gene Ontology annotation, biological process: glutathione metabolic process. Bases 76 to 747 code for a protein of 223 amino acids. Gene Ontology annotation, molecular function: glutathione transferase activity. The record is from RefSeq and is a predicted model, not a curated record. The transcript has 6 exons.